Molecule: messenger RNA, 529 nt
Organism: Fusarium redolens
Lineage: Eukaryota; Fungi; Ascomycota; Sordariomycetes; Hypocreales; Nectriaceae
Exons: 1
Coding region: 153-428 (91 amino acids)
Source: RefSeq, a predicted model, not a curated record
CCCGACUGUAUCUGAGCUUUCUUUUCCUUCUUCUCACGGCUAUACCCCUGUUACGGAACUCAGGCAUGUUGGCAUAAGCGAUAAUAUGCACUGCAAGGCGGAUAUUAUUCUUAGUAUUGUUUAUUCUGGGCUACAACGGGCAUAGUACACCAAUGGUCUCGUCGAUCAUUUUAUUUUGUUUUUUAUGGGAAGAUGAGGCAUUUCUUUUUGUUUCUGCUUUUCGGGGUUUGCUUACGUGUUUUUGCAUGGCGCUGCGUACAAAGAGGACUGGUGAAACGGCUGAUGAUAUGUCGAGCACAGAACAUGCACGAUACUUGAGCAUUUAUCAUGUACGAAAGACAUCAAGUUUGGUGUCUGAUGAGAACAGAGGGCAUAAGGCUCGCUGCAUUUGUCUAGUCUACAUUACUCACUGGAGUGGAAUAGCAUAGAAUUUCAAUCAAGUUACUUGAUUAGCAUCAUGUCGCCAUCUCGACCAGUGGAUUACCACACGGGAAGGCGGCGCUUACUGAUAUAUAUCCUGUGAUACGUG